AUGUGGGAAGCUCUAGAAGCAGCAAAUAAGGAUGCCAAUAAUCAUAUGGAGCGGAAUCAGGUUUCAACAAAAUCCUCAAAAAAUGGGAUUGAGAGUGAAAGUGGUGACGUUGCCAACACAACAGAACGCGACUAUCUUUUAGUUGAUGAGGCAGCAACAUCCCUGCUUCGUACUGUUACUAAUGAGAGGGAAGAAUCAUCCCUAUCCGAGGAAGAAGACACAGACGAGGAUGAAAAAGAAUCAUACUCAUCCGAGGAAGAAGAUACAGACGAGGCUGAAGAAGAAUCUACAAGGGCUUAUGCUGAGUUAAUCGCAGUCCUGAAAGUUAAGGGCAUACCACUGAGUGUAUUGGAUAAACCUCAGUCAAGAGAAUGGCUUGAAAAAUACACUGGCGUUUACAGGAGUUCUUGGCAUAAUGAAUAA
Molecule: messenger RNA, 423 nt
Organism: Saccharomyces kudriavzevii IFO 1802
Lineage: Eukaryota; Fungi; Ascomycota; Saccharomycetes; Saccharomycetales; Saccharomycetaceae
Exons: 1
Coding region: 1-423 (140 amino acids)
Source: RefSeq, a predicted model, not a curated record